Messenger RNA from Papaver somniferum (opium poppy), 1798 nucleotides. Its product is annotated as homeobox protein knotted-1-like LET6. Gene Ontology annotation, cellular component: nucleus. The transcript has 4 exons. Gene Ontology annotation, biological process: regulation of DNA-templated transcription. NCBI's taxonomy places the organism in Eukaryota, Viridiplantae, Streptophyta, Magnoliopsida, Ranunculales, Papaveraceae. The record is from RefSeq and is a predicted model, not a curated record. The coding region runs from base 457 to 1632 and encodes 391 amino acids. Gene Ontology annotation, molecular function: DNA-binding transcription factor activity, RNA polymerase II-specific; DNA binding.
CACAGUGCUUACUUGCACCCUUUGCGAGACGCUGCGUGCACUAUUGACUACUCUCUCUCUCUCUAAAUCUAUCAACAAUCUUUAUCAUUCACUGAUCAUCCCUCUUUCAGACAAGCACAAUUCAACAGUGAAUUAAAGGGUUUCUUUUUACUUAAAGCCUUGUGGAGGGUGUGUAUUGAGAGGGAGAGCCCGGAGAGAGAAAGGGAAAUACCCCCAUCUCUAAUGGAAGUUUAAUUGAUGAAUCUUGUCUUUAGAGAGACGAGCCAAACAGAAGAAACAACAAGUACUACAAGUUCUUCUCUAGGAUUUUGAUGUAAACAAACAAAACAAAAGAUAAUUCUGAUAAAGUUCUUGGCGCAAAAUCCGGGAGACCCUAUUUUUCACGCCAAGAAAAGAAGAGAGAGAAACGAGACCAUAUUUUCAUAGAGAUAGUUUGAGAGAGGAGAAAUAUAUAAAAUGGAGGGAAGUGGUGGAGGAAGUAGCAGUGAUCAUCAUGGUGCAACAGCUGCCAGUUUGAUGAGUUUUAGAGGAAAUAACGUGAGUACUGGUGGUGGUGGUAGUAGAAGUAAUGGUCUUUCAUCUAUGUUGAUGGUGAUGGCUCCUCCACCUCAUCACCAUCCUCAACCUAAUUCUUCAGAAAUGGUUAACAACAACGACACUCUGUUUCUUCCUCUCUCUUCAAAUAACAACAACCAAAACUUAGGAUCUUCUUAUCAUCAUCAUCUUCAGAUGUAUGGUGAUCAUGACAAUGACAAACACGCAGCAGCUGGCUAUUACUUCAUGAUGAAGCACAACAAUAUUGAUAAGCAGCAUGACAACACCAGUAGUAGUUCUUUCAAAAGAGCUAAGAUCAUGGCUCAUCCUCACUACCUUCGUCUCUUAACUGCCUACAUCAACUGUCAGAAGAUUGGAGCACCAGCUGAAGUGGUCAAAAAGUUAGAGGAAAUAUUUGCAUCAGAGGAGAGCAGGAUGAGUAGUAGUAGUAGCAGUGGUGGUCUUGGAUCCUUAGGAGAAGAUCCAGGUCUUGAUCAGUUCAUGGAAGCUUACUGUGAGAUGCUUUCAAAAUAUGAACAAGAACUUACCAAACCUUUCAAAGAAGCCAUGAUUUUCAUCUCUAAUAUUGAAGCUCAGUUGAAAAACCUUACCAUUUCUACUUCUUCGGAUCAUCAUUCUGGUCGAAAUAACGAAUCAUCCGAGGAAGAUUUUGAUGCUAGUGAGAACUUCAUAGAUCCUCAAGCAGAUGAUAAAGAAUUGAAAAUUCAGCUUUUGCGCAAGUAUAGUGGAUACCUCGGCAGUCUAAAGCAGGAGUUUUUGAAGAAGAGAAAGAAAGGGAAACUACCUAAGGACGCAAGGCAACAGUUAAUGGAUUGGUGGACUAGAUAUUAUAAGUGGCCCUACCCAUCGGAGACACAGAAAUUAGCGCUGGCAGAGUCGACAGGGCUUGAUCAAAAGCAGAUAAACAACUGGUUCAUAAAUCAAAGGAAGCGGCACUGGAAACCGUCAGAGGACAUGCAGUUUGUUGUGAUGGAUGCAGCUCAUAUGCACCCUAGUCAUCAAUACUACAUUGAUAACCUCCUGACGCCUAAUCCUUUCUCAAUCGACUACUCAUGUGCACCAUCAUCGUUGAUGUGAUCUUCAAGAUAUCGAUGAUCAUAUUUCUUAUAGACUAUAUAUAAUAAUAUAUAAAAUAUUAUCAAGUACGAUCCAUUUUAUUUGGUGUUUAAAACUACGUAACUGCUAUAAGGAUAUAAACAACUGUUCCUAAUCUGGAUUUUAUGCAUUUGGCUGCUUUAAUAUC